Molecule: messenger RNA, 2337 nt
Organism: Lates calcarifer (barramundi perch)
Lineage: Eukaryota; Metazoa; Chordata; Actinopteri; Centropomidae
Gene: tysnd1
Product: trypsin like peroxisomal matrix peptidase 1
Exons: 4
Coding region: 395-2002 (535 amino acids)
Biological process (GO): regulation of fatty acid beta-oxidation; protein processing
Cellular component (GO): peroxisome
Molecular function (GO): serine-type endopeptidase activity
Source: RefSeq, a predicted model, not a curated record
AAUAAACAUGUGUAAACUAGAGCUAUAUGGAAGAUGUCGUGUAGCAAAACAACGAUAUUCCAACCUUCUUGUUUCCCAUUGGUUCGGAGCUAGUCGUGUUUGCACUCUGGCCAAUCAUAUUAAUCGGUACAUGUCGGUUAUUUUCGUGCACCAAUGAGACACAACCAGGAAGUUAGAAAGCAGAAUUGAAGUUCUCGGACGCUAAUUAAAUGGCGAAAUAGUUUAGAGUCAUCGGUAUUAGUUUGCUGCAUCUGCCCGAUAUAGCAGCUUGUUUUCCUGUCUCACCACCUGUUUCUAGCUGUUUGUAAUGUGCUGCUUUUCAGCGGUUUUCUUUCACCUUCAAUUCGCCGGACCGUUAUCGACAUUAGGGUAAAGUCCAUCUGUAUUGCUAAGCAUGGAGGUAAAGGAGGUAGAGAGGUGCUGCUGUGUGAUCAAGGUGUCAGAGGCCUUUUCAGUAAGGAAACCCGUGAGCUGCAGCGGAGUUAUCGUCCAUCCUCAAACUGGAACUGUAAUAUGUACCGGCCUGCCAUUUUCACGUUUUAUCACCGACAAAGAGACCCUCUCUUCGGACCAUGACCUCAGGUUCCUGCCACCGCACAGCUUCAGUGACAAACUUAAAAUCCGCGUCAGCUUUUCUACUCAGGAAGAUCCGGACACCAACCGGUCUACACGGGGAAAACUAUUCACACCCUCCAGAGCCAAAACAACACGGCAGCGGGAGGUUGCAGGCCAGUUGCUGAUGCUAGUGAACUGCCUGGAGUUCAAACAAGCUUUCCGGGCAGUUUUCCAUGAUGCUGACAAGUGGCGUUUCCAUGGUGAUGAAGAGGAUGAGGAGCUGAUCAGAGAUGCCCAUUUCCUCAGCUGGUUCGCUGUGCUCAAGACAGCUGUGGUGAUCGAAAGCAGCCCAGAUGCAGAGACCAUACCCUGGCAAAGCAGCUCAUCUCUCCAGAAGGGCUGCCCUGUUGUUGCAUGUGGUUCACCUUUCGGCUCCCUCUGCCUCGACCUCUUCAUCGGCACCCUCAGCAGAGGUAUCAUCAGCAACCUCGCUGGAGAGGACAACGCUGUAAUCCUCACAGACGCCCGGUGUUUGCCAGGCACGGAGGGCGGAGGGUUGUUUGCGGUGGAAGAUCCAGACAGCGCGCGUCUCAUCGGGCUGAUAGUGUCUCCAUUUGGCUGGAAGGCGAACGAGUGGAUAGGCCUCACCCUAGCCUGUUCAGUCCACUUGAUCUUUAGGAAUGUCAUCUGCUGCAUGGGCUCUCAAGAUCCACUCCAAGAUGUUUGGCUCCAUCCAGGAGAGGCAGGCCUCCACAUGUCCUCCACAGCCCACAAGUCAAAAGCUGUUAAAUACCCCACUGUGUGCUUUGUGGACAGUGGGCAGUUCUGGGGCUCGGGGGUUGUUGUCACACCUCAGCUGGUUUUAACCUGCAGACAUGUGAUCAACGGGAAGUCGACAGUCACCCUGAAGUUCCAUCACAGGGACAGAGUCCUUGAUGCUGUAGGUAGUGUGAUGUUUUCCACCAAAGCGUCUUCACCUUAUGAUCUGGCUUUGGUGCAGCUGAGAAACUCUGUCCCAGAGACUGUGGUCCCCCAGAUGGCUCAGAGUUUCAAUCCAGGUGAAUCUGUAGUUGUGGUGGGAUACGGUGGGUUGGGUCGGAGCUGCGGUCCGUCCCUGACCUGUGGUGUCCUCUCCAAAGCCAUUAACUUGAAUCACCGGCCUGUCAUGCUUCAGACCACUUGUGCAGUACAAGCAGGAGCCAGCGGAGGUGCUGUGGUGCGGAGACGUUCAGGAGAACUGCUUGGUAUCGUUUCCAGCAACACAAGGGACAUGGCUGCUGAAGUGACCUACCCGCACCUCAACUUCAGCAUCCCAGUGACUGUUUUCCAGAGACUGUUGCAGCACUUUCACCAGACAAAGGAUGUUAAUGCAUUCAGGAUACUGGACACCACUGAAAAAGAAGUCAGGAGGGUGUGGAGACUACAAACUGCUCAAAGCAAACUAUAACUGAGUACCUCCUGCACCUUGAAAUGUGCUAGAGAAAACAUUUGUGUGAUUAAAUCAAAAUGGAUAAUAUGCUAAAUCACUUUGGAUAAUCAAAUUGAGGUUACUUGUAUCUUGUUUUUAACAAAACCUUUUUACUUAUAAUUUAAUGUGUUUCGUACCUCGAUUUGUUACAAAUAGCGGCACAAAGUCAACUAAACAAGAAUCAUUGAUUCUUAAUGUUGAUAUGCUCACCCAGAAUCAUGCAGUAAACAAUGUGAAUAAGUAACUUUCAUACCUAUAGUGAUUAUUUAAUUGUAAUGUAAUUAAAUUAAUAAAGUGGUUUAUUCUGGCGACAA